GGCGGGGCGGAGGAUGGAGUAGCGGGGCGAGGCGCGACGAGAGCAGAUAGCGCGGGGAGCGCCAGCUCCGCCCGGGGGAGCGCGGAGGGGCCGGGAGGAAGGCGGGGAUCAUGCACGAGGGGAUAACGCGCUAGGGGCAGGCGGGAGGCGGGUGGUCGCCCGGAGACUCCGCACCUCGGGAGUGACGUCCUGCUGCAGUGCUGCUGCCUGCCUACGCUGCCCGAGCUCGUCAAUGGAGCUGGAAAACAUCGUUGCCAACACCGUCUUGCUGAAAGCCAGGGAAGGAGGUGGAGGGAAACGCAAAGGCAAAAGCAAGAAGUGGAAGGAAAUUCUGAAAUUCCCUCACAUCAGCCAGUGUGAAGAGCUCCGAAGAACAAUAGAGAGAGAUUACUGCAGCAUAUGUGAAAAGCAGCCGAUCGGAAGGCUUCUCUUUCGGCAGUUCUGUGAAACUCAACCUGAGCUUGAGUGCUGCAUUAGGUUCCUUGACUCUGUGGCAGAAUAUGAAAUUGCUCCAGAUGAAAAGCUGGGAGAGAAAGGAAAGGAAAUCAUGAUGAAAUACCUCACCCCAGAGUCUCCAGCCUACGUCCCCGAAGUCAGCCAAGACCUUAUCCAGCAGGCAGAGGAGAGACUCGCAAACAGCCCCUGCAAAGAGCUAUUUUCUCACUGUACAAAAUCUGUCCUUGACCACCUCAGUGGGGAGCCAUUCCAAGAGUACCUAAACAGCAUGUACUUCGACAGGUUUCUUCAGUGGAAGUGGUUGGAAAGGCAACCGGUAACAAAAAACACAUUUCGGCAGUACAGGGUCCUGGGGAAAGGAGGCUUUGGGGAGGUCUGCGCCUGCCAAGUGAGGGCGACAGGGAAGAUGUACGCCUGCAAGAGACUAGAGAAGAAGAGGAUCAAGAAGAGGAAAGGGGAAUCCAUGGCACUAAAUGAGAAGCAGAUUCUGGAAAAAGUCAACAGUCAGUUUGUAGUCAAUUUAGCCUAUGCCUAUGAAACAAAGGAUGCACUGUGUUUAGUCCUGACCAUAAUGAACGGAGGUGACCUAAAGUUUCACAUCUACAACAUGGGAAACCCAGGCUUCGAGGAGGAAAGAGCUUUGUUUUAUGCAGCAGAGAUUCUUUGUGGCUUAGAAGACCUACACAGAGAAAACACUGUCUACAGAGAUCUGAAGCCAGAAAACAUCCUGCUAGAUGAUUAUGGCCAUAUUAGAAUAUCAGAUUUGGGUCUAGCUGUUAAAAUCCCUGAGGGUGAAUCAAUCCGUGGAAGAGUAGGAACAGUAGGGUAUAUGGCUCCAGAAGUGCUGAACAACCAGAGGUACACCCUCAGCCCUGACUACUGGGGGCUAGGCUGUCUCAUUUAUGAAAUGAUUGCCGGGCAAUCGCCGUUUCGUGGAAGGAAAGAGAAAGUGAAGAGGGAAGAAGUGGACAGAAGAGUUCUGGAGACAGAAGAAGUGUACUCCCAUAAGUUUUCUGAGGAGGCCAAAUCCAUCUGUAAAAUGCUCCUCAGCAAAGACGUGAAGCAGCGCCUGGGAUGCCAGGGGGAAGGUGCAGCAGAGGUGAAGAGGCACCCCUUUUUCAAGAGCAUGAAUUUCAAGAGGCUAGAGGCAGGAAUGCUGGAUCCUCCCUUUGUCCCUGAUCCCAGAGCAGUAUACUGCAAGGAUGUUUUGGACAUCGAGCAAUUCUCCACAGUGAAAGGAGUUAACCUGGACCAAACAGAUGAUGAUUUCUAUUCCAAGUUUUCCACAGGAUCAGUGUCUAUUCCAUGGCAAAAUGAGAUGAUAGAAACAGAGUGUUUCAAAGAACUGAAUGUAUUUGGACCAAAUGGUACUAUUUCACCAGACCUAAACAAAAGCUACCCCCCAGAGCCACCCAAGAAAGGACUGCUGCAGAGAAUAUUUAAACGACAGCACCAGAACAACUCCAAGAGUUCUCCAAAUUCCAAGGCCACUUUAAAUCACCACAUAAAUUCGAAUCACGUAAGUUCAAACUCCACUGGAAGCAGCUAGUUCCAGCUCCGCGUCACGAAACAGCGUCUUGCAUCCUUCCACUAUAAUCUGUUGAGCUUCUAUGGAUGAGAGAGCCUCCACCCUUAAGUGAAAAGAAAAGGAAAA
Messenger RNA from Dryobates pubescens (Downy woodpecker), 2110 nucleotides. It is a transcript of the gene GRK5, whose product is annotated as G protein-coupled receptor kinase 5. Gene Ontology annotation, molecular function: ATP binding; G protein-coupled receptor kinase activity. The record is from RefSeq and is a predicted model, not a curated record. Gene Ontology annotation, cellular component: cytoplasm. Gene Ontology annotation, biological process: protein phosphorylation; regulation of signal transduction; signal transduction. The coding region runs from base 233 to 2005 and encodes 590 amino acids. NCBI's taxonomy places the organism in Eukaryota, Metazoa, Chordata, Aves, Piciformes, Picidae. The transcript has 16 exons.